AUGUCGGACAUUUCGGAUAUUGAAAAGCAACAAAAGCAGCUCGAGGAUGACAUCAGCAAGCUGCAGAGUGCCCUGAAGCACUGGCAGACUUGGGAUGCCGAGUAUGAGAUGCUCAAGGAAGAGGUUCAGUCUACUUGCAAGAAUGGCGACACUGAACUCAAGACAAUCCACGCCGGGUUUGAGGGUGAGCUACUGAAGGAUCGCGAACUUGAUGAGAUUUUCGGCGAGAGGACACACCGAUCUAGCGAGCAGAUCUUGAAUAUCCUUGAACGUCGCAUCGAUUAUGUUACUACAAACAUCGCAAAUCUACAGAAGCAAAUCAGCACUGCCGAGGAUAAACUUACCGAGCUGCAACCAGAUCUCACUGAAGAUGACGGUCUACCGAUGACAGAAAUUAUCGAGGAGCUUGACGAAGAUGACAAUGUCAUUUCGUACAAGCUGAAUCAGCCUGACAGCGCGUUGCCUGCGAUCGAGAAGGCCCUUGAAAAGGCCGGUAUCAAGGAUUCUGAGAAUGAUGACUCUGCCUCACCCGCAGAGAGUUCUAAACAGAAAGAACCUGUAUCUAAGCCCGAGCCCGUGUCUGCUCCAAAGCCUGCGCCCGCGCCCGUACCUGAAGCCUCGUCCUCAAAGCAGACUGUUUCUCAAGAGACAGAUCUUCAGGCCACCAAGCUCGCACCUUCUGCCAGCAAAGGUGUCUCAUUUGCUGGAGAUACUAAAAUGCAAGACGGCCCCACGCCCCAAGUCUCGCGUAAUGCUAAGCGUGUUGAAGAGAUCAUGAACCAUGCCAAAGAGCAGGAGAAGAUCACUAACGACCAAGCGUACAUCCCCGACGAUGAGGAUGAGGAGGACGCAGAGUUACGGCGACAGAUGCUCGAAUACUCUGGCGAAGUUGGCGCUGUUGUUGCUGAAUUGCAACUCGAAGAGGGAGACAGCGACGACGAUGAAUACGAUUAUAGCGACGACGAAGGCUUCGAAGAUGACGAUGACCAGGAAGAUAAGUAUGGCCGAUACACGGGCCGCGUCGUUACGGAUGACUACCGUGAGAGGAUGCUUGAGCUGGAAAAGAAGCUAGGCAUCAAGUCGCGUUUCACUGAACGGCCAGAGGACAAAGACGCCGAGUCGAGUGCAGAUGAAGAGGAUGGCGGUAAAGAGGAGGGUAUUGGACGUAUUGUUAUAAAGCCGACUGCUGCGACGACAACGCCAUCACCGCCAGCCUCGGCCUCAGCGUUGAAACCUGCGCCCACCAAAUCAAAUAUUAAGGAGAAGCAACCGGAAACGACCAACAGCAAGAAGGGCGUGCGCUUUGCUUCCAGUCUGGAUAUUGCACAGGAGAGCGAACCCACAUCUCUCCCUGUACAAGAAGAUUCCAUUGUGGAAAAGGAACCUAUAGUGGAACCGUUGAGUGACGUUAUUGUCGAGCGUUCCACAUCCCCCAAGGCUUCCGAUACCACACCCGCCAAGUCCACACGCAAACCAUCGCGGUUCAAGAAAACGAGAGACACUGUUCCUCCUGGACCUCUUGAUGUGCCCGCCAAAUUCAUCGAUCAAGAUCGACCUACAGCACCUACUGGCCCUGACGGUACAACACUGGCUGACAAAUUAGUCGAGCGUGAACCUACAAAAGCUGCUCAACCACCCAACGAAUUCGAUGACGAACUCAUGUUGCAAGAAGUUGCGGAUGAGCACCAUAAACUGCGAAAGAAGUUCAUUCAGCGAGAAGGUGGGUUCCUCAAAGAAGACGAAUCUCCCAUACAGCCUCUGGAGGAGCAGGAUGGUGGACGAGAACGCGUCAGUCGCUUCAAGGCGGCCAAGCUUGCGAAAUACUAA
This is a messenger RNA of Fusarium coffeatum, 1827 nucleotides long. RefSeq lists its product as uncharacterized. Gene Ontology annotation, biological process: negative regulation of transcription by RNA polymerase II; negative regulation of phosphatase activity. Gene Ontology annotation, molecular function: chromatin binding; transcription corepressor activity; phosphatase inhibitor activity. The record is from RefSeq and is a predicted model, not a curated record. Lineage: Eukaryota; Fungi; Ascomycota; Sordariomycetes; Hypocreales; Nectriaceae. Bases 1 to 1827 code for a protein of 608 amino acids. The transcript has a single exon.